This is a messenger RNA of Balaenoptera ricei (Rice's whale), 1182 nucleotides long. It is a transcript of the gene C19H19orf81, whose product is annotated as chromosome 19 C19orf81 homolog. The transcript is spliced from 7 exons. The record is from RefSeq and is a predicted model, not a curated record. NCBI's taxonomy places the organism in Eukaryota, Metazoa, Chordata, Mammalia, Artiodactyla, Balaenopteridae. The coding region runs from base 420 to 1016 and encodes 198 amino acids.
CGCUCCGGACCUUGGUCUGAAACUUUUUCUUGCGGUCAGGCAGCAGGUAGAUCUUGACGUAGGGGUCUGAGAAGCCAUUGGAGUCCUUGGCCGGGAGGUCCAAGGCCUGCAGGAUCCGCACCACCAGCUGGUCGGAGCCGUAGAGGUACCUCAGGGCGAAGCUGAUGCGGCCGCAGGGCGCCCCCGCGCCGGCCUCUCCGGAACCUGGGGCCCCGCCGCCCCGCCGGCCACCGGGUCCAGUCCCCUGGUACAACUCCGGCUUGAUCUGUCCGAUGAGCUUGGCUUUUUCCUCACCGCCUGGGCACCCAGCACAGCUUCCAGGACACGAAGAGGGAGACACCCAGAAGGACAAUGCCACAGAACGUCACGAUGACCGACAGCAGGCUCACGGAGAUGUCUGGAGAGAGUGAGGACAAAGGAUGCAACACGAGGUGGAACCCCUCUGCUCCUCCACCGUGGGCAACCCCAGCAUGCACAGGGAGGCAGGAGCACUUCUUGUGGACCUAGAGACCCUAGAGGAGACGCAGGCUCGGAGCCUGGGCAGACCUGUUAAAUCCUCGAAGCAGUAUCUGCGCCAGGUCAUUGCAGAAUACGAGGCGCUGGACCGAGAGCUCCCAUACAUCCGCAAGUUCCCCGUGCCACCUGCCGCCCAGCCCCUCUGUCUGUGCAUGGAGACCUCACCCGAAGAGGACCUUACCCACCUGGAGGUGCUGGAGGCGCUGGAGGCCGAGUUCCCCGGGGCCAUGGAGAGCGGGCGUGUGAGCAGCAUCCGCUUUGAAAACAUGAACGUCAUCUGUGGGACUGCCGGGCGCCGGGACCGGUGGCUCAUCACGGUCACGGACUUCCAGACUCGCUCGCGCCUACUGCGCUCGGGGCUCCGCCUCCGCGGGCUCCAGCACCCUCUCGUGCGCCACGACGAACUGCUGCUGGGCGAUUACCGCCUGCACCUGCGCCGCUCCCUGGUCCGACGGCGCAUGCUCGAGGCUCUGGGGGCGGAGCCGACCGAGGAAGACUGACGUUUGGGGGCGGGCCCCGGCUGCGCCUGCGCACCGCCCAGCGGGGCUCAGGCGACCCACCCGGAACCCCGAAGGAAAGGGGCGUUGCCUUCCCAGGAAGGAGGCGGGGUCGGCUCGAGGGGGUGGAUACUGUGAGUUUAAUUAUAAAGAAUGACCUGGUACAAAA